This is a messenger RNA of Juglans microcarpa x Juglans regia, 1520 nucleotides long. Its product is annotated as polygalacturonase-like. Gene Ontology annotation, biological process: carbohydrate metabolic process. Lineage: Eukaryota; Viridiplantae; Streptophyta; Magnoliopsida; Fagales; Juglandaceae. The transcript has 4 exons. Gene Ontology annotation, molecular function: polygalacturonase activity. The coding region runs from base 303 to 1496 and encodes 397 amino acids. The record is from RefSeq and is a predicted model, not a curated record.
UACAUAAAAGAGUGACCACCAAAUAAUCAAGCUAGCAGCUAGUCUUUGUUCCGACGCAGCUAGCUUUCUUAAUUCUGAAUUCCCCGCUUUCUUCUACCCCACACCAUCCCUUUAAUUUAUUUAUUAAUUGCUUAGUUAGUUCUUUCCGAUCACUCUUGAUCACAAGCAUAACCCAUGUUCUGCUCGUACUUAUAAAUACCCCAAGACCCUUUUAUUUCUCUCCAUCAACUAAUUCUCAAGCUUCUUGGACUCUAAUUUCAAGCAUCACUGGCCUCGAUCUCUCACUCGGCAAGCAAAUCAAUAUGGCCAAGCUUUCAAGUCUCCUUUACACACUUUUCUUUGUUCUGGUCUACAUUACCUGCCCAUCAUAUUCGAUUAAGGUUUAUAAUGUUAUCAGUUUUGGAGCUAAACCCAAUGGCAGAGUGGACUCCACACCAGCAUUUCUUAAUGCAUGGGCUGCAGCCUGUGCUUCAACAGAUUCUGCCACCAUAAAUGUACCGAAGGGAAGGUACCUGCUUGGCUCAUCUUUGGCCUUCAAAGGUGGCUGCAAAAGCUCUGAUAUCACUUUCCAGAUUGAUGGAACGCUGGUGGCUCCGGCUGAUUAUCGAGUGCUAGGCAGAGGUAAUAAUUGGGUAAGCUUUGAAGGUGUUAGUGGCGUUUCCAUUAUUGGAGGAGCCCUCGAUGCCAAAGGACAAGCCUUGUGGUCUUGUAAAUUAGCUGCUGCUGGCACCAACUGUCCCAGCGGCGCCACGACGUUGAGCUUUACCAAUUCCAACAACAUCAGGAUCCAUGGAUUACGAUCACUAAACAGCCAGAUGUUCCACAUUGUGUUCAUCGGCUGCCAGAAUGUGCAUGUUGAAAGACUCAAAAUCAUAGCCGCCGGCGACAGCCCAAACACAGACGGCAUUCAUGUCCAAUUAUCCAGAAAUGUUGUGAUCAUGAACUCUAAAAUCCAAACAGGGGAUGAUUGCAUCUCCAUUGGCCCUGGCACUAAGAACUUGUGGAUUGAACGUGUCACAUGCGGCCCUGGUCAUGGCAUUAGUAUAGGGAGUCUUGCAAAGGACCCAGAAGAGCUAGGGGUCCAAAAUGUGACAGUCAAGAAGGCAGUGUUUAUUGGUACUCAAAAUGGGUUGAGAAUAAAGUCUUGGGCCAGACCCAGCACUGGAUUCGUCCAACGAGUCCGCUUUUUAGGCGCUGUUAUGAAGAAUGUCCAAAAUCCCUUAGUUAUAGACCAACACUAUUGCCCCCACAACAUCAACUGCCCUACUCAGGUAUCGGGUGUAAGAAUCAGUGAUGUGAUAUACCGUGGCAUUCGAGGAACAUCGGCAACUCCAAUUGCAAUAAAAUUUGAUUGUAGUUCCAAGAACCCAUGCACUGGGAUUAGACUCGAAAAUGUCAAUCUGACUUGUUCCAACCAAUUAGAGGCUCAAUCGUUUUGCACCAAUGCAGUUGGGAAGACUCUUGGCUUAGUACAACCUAACAUGAGUUGCUUGUGAACAAGCUAGAAAGGAAUUUUAAAU